UUGGGUUUUAUCUGAUCUGACACCAUCGGUUCUGUCUUGACUCAUCCAUCGAAAAAGCUCUGCUCCUUGCCUUGGGCUGUGUUUACUCUCUCUGUGAGUUCCUACUUCCUAAUACCAAGCAGUCAGAAUCCGUUUCGUCCAUCUCUCUCCCUCUCAAGGCAGUAGUGAGUCGGUGAGCAGUGUGAGGAGGGCUUCGAUGGCGUUACCAGUCAUUGACACGGAGUACCUAAAGGAGGUCGACAAGGCUCGUCGCGAUCUCCGUGCCCUCAUCGCCUCCAGGCACUGCGCUCCCAUCAUGCUUCGCUUGGCGUGGCAUGAUGCGGGCACACAUGAUGUGAAGACUAAAACAGGUGGACCGAAUGGUUCGAUUAGGAAUGCUGAAGAAUACAGUCAUGGUUCUAACAAUGGCUUGAAAAAAGCCAUUGAUUGGUGCGAGGAAGUGAAGUCUAAGCAUCCCAAGAUUACAUAUGCAGACCUAUACCAGCUUGCCGGUGUUGUUGCCGUUGAGGUUACUGGAGGUCCAACCAUUGACUUUGUUCCUGGCAGAAAGGACUCGAAUGUUUGUCCCAAGGAAGGGCGACUUCCAGAUGCUAAGCAAGGUGCACCACAUCUUAGGGAUAUCUUUUAUCGGAUGGGUCUGUCUGACGAGGAUAUUGUUGCUCUGUCUGGGGGCCACACUUUGGGAAGGGCACAUCCAGAGAGAUCUGGUUUUGAUGGUCCUUGGACUAAGGAACCUCUUAAGUUUGAUAACUCAUACUUUGUGGAACUUUUGGAGGGGGAAUCAGAGGGUCUGUUGCGACUUCCAACAGACAAGGCUUUAGUGGAUGAUCCUAAUUUCCGUCACUAUGUGGAGCUGUAUGCAAAGGACGAGGAAGCAUUCUUUAGAGAUUAUGCAGAAUCGCAUAAGAAACUAUCAGAGCUUGGGUUUGCUCCAAGUUCCUCUGGUUCAAAGGUAAUUUCAAAGCAGAGCAGCAUACUGGCACAAAGUGGUGUAGGAGUUGCGGUUGCUGCUGCUGUGGUGAUCUUGAGCUACUUUUACGAAGUUCACAAGAAUAUUAAAUGAACAUGGCUUAUUUGAUCUAAUCUCAAAUAUCUCUGUUACUACUACCCUUAUGAUUCUAUAGCACUGAGCUCAUUUUUGCUUACACAUGCAACACAAAAAAGCUACAAUGUUCUUGUCUUUAUGUGCCAAUAAAACGGGUCAGAGCAGUAGAGCUUUACU
Messenger RNA from Juglans regia (Persian walnut), 1222 nucleotides. RefSeq names its product L-ascorbate peroxidase 3-like. NCBI's taxonomy places the organism in Eukaryota, Viridiplantae, Streptophyta, Magnoliopsida, Fagales, Juglandaceae. Gene Ontology annotation, molecular function: peroxidase activity; heme binding. The transcript is spliced from 9 exons. Gene Ontology annotation, biological process: cellular response to oxidative stress; hydrogen peroxide catabolic process; response to reactive oxygen species. Bases 197 to 1063 code for a protein of 288 amino acids. The record is from RefSeq and is a predicted model, not a curated record.